Ectocarpus siliculosus is the source of this 922-nucleotide messenger RNA. NCBI's taxonomy places the organism in Eukaryota, Phaeophyceae, Ectocarpales, Ectocarpaceae. The record is from the annotation of a GenBank genome assembly.
AUGCGGGUCAUGCAGUUGGUGCUGCGAGGGUGCCUUGUUCUGGCAGCAGUCGACGUUGGGUCCGCCGCCUGCAUCAUUAUGCCCGACGGGACGAUGCACUGUACGACAGAAGGAAGAGGACCAUGAGUAGAAUAAAAAAAAUAUCCUAAAGCGCUAUUACCCUCCCUACUGUCUACGCUGUCACCAGAGGGCACAUCUGGAAGUAGCACACGAGGUAGACCGAACAGCAAAUCCGCACAUCUGAAGACAUCCCAAACACUCGCCGAGGUCGUCUUUCCGGGUGAGGAUGUGCGGUAGGAUUUUCCUGCCCACUGUAGAAGAGGUGCUGUGAGGCUGAGGAGUUUUUCAGUGUACCCGCACACUUUCUCCGCAUUUGAACCUUGUUGGGUGGUAUUCUUCAAGACAAAGAGAUGGGUGCGCUAGGCUCCGAGCUGGUUCAUGUUUGCUUCAGGUAGAGUGUACGAAUAAUGGAAGACAUCGCAGUUCCUUCCUAAGAGGUUUGGACUGCGACUUUAUGAUGAGCUUUCGCUGAUAUGUUGAUCUGCUCAAUGUUGUUCACAGAUGAUCAACCGCGUUUUCCCGCGGCGGGAUGAAUUUUGCCGUGUUCGAGGUCCUUUGGAAUGCUGUCGCCACCGACCACCCCGCGGGCCUUGGCUCUGUCUCUGGCGCGGUUGUGAUGUGUGCUGGGGGCGCUUUCUCGUUCUCAUGUAGGACGCAGAAGAGCGUCUCGCCUUGGUCGUGUGAUGUCGCGAUGGGGGAUGGGCUGAAGGGAGCAAGUUUCUUGCGCUACCUGUAGAGUUUCAGUUUUAGUUGAGCAUAUCAGGUGUACCGUUAUUCGACGUGGGGGCGCUGUACUUGGCCAACAACCCGGCCGCCACCCCCAACUCCAAGCAUAUAGAUCCAGCCACCACUUUAUUCGGGA